CCCCUGAGGCCAACGAGUCCUUGCCUCUGUCAGCGUGGGAUAUGGCCUCCAACAGCAUCUUCGAUUCCUUCCCCAACUACACGCCAACCUUCAUACGAGACCCGAGCACCAGCCGCCGCUUCACUCCCCCCUCCACGGCCUUCCCCUGCGGCGGCGGCGGCGGCGGCAAGAUGGGCGAGAACAGCGGCGCGCUGAGCGCGCAGGCGGCCGCGGGCCCCGGCGGCCGCACCCGGCCCGAAGUGCGCUCGAUGGUGGACGUGCUGGCCGACCACGCGGGAGAGCUCGUGCGCACCGACAGCCCCAACUUCCUCUGCUCCGUGCUGCCCUCGCACUGGCGCUGCAACAAGACGCUGCCGGUCGCCUUCAAGGUGGUGGCACUGGGGGAUGUUCCUGAUGGAACGGUGGUGACGGUGAUGGCGGGCAAUGACGAGAAUUACUCCGCCGAGCUGCGCAACGCUUCCGCUGUCAUGAAGAACCAAGUGGCCCGCUUCAACGACCUCCGCUUCGUGGGCCGCAGCGGGCGAGGGAAGAGCUUCACGCUCACAAUCACCGUGUUCACCAACCCUACCCAAGUGGCCACCUACCACCGAGCCAUCAAGGUUACUGUGGAUGGACCCCGGGAACCCCGACGGCACCGGCAGAAGAUAGAGGACCAGACCAAAGCCUUCCCCGACCGCUUCGGAGACCUGCGCAUGCGUGUAACACCAAGCACACCCAGCCCCCGUGGCUCUCUCAGCACCACGAGCCACUUCAGCAGCCAGGCCCAGACCCCAAUCCAAGGCUCCUCAGACCUGAACCCCUUCUCGGACCCCCGCCAGUUUGAUCGCUCCUUCCCUACGCUGCAGAGUCUCACAGAGAGCCGCUUCCCGGACCCAAGGAUGCACUACCCGGGAGCCAUGUCUGCCGCCUUCCCCUACAGUGCCACACCAUCGGGAACCAGCCUGGGCGGCCUGAGCGUGGCGGGCAUGCCGGCCAGCAGCCGCUUCCACCACACCUACCUCCCUCCGCCCUACCCCGGGGCCCCGCAGAGCCAGAGCGGGCCCUUCCAGGCCAACCCUGCGCCCUACCACCUCUUCUAUGGCACCUCCUCCGGCUCCUACCAGUUCUCCAUGGCAGCUGCGGGAGGUGGCGAGCGCUCGCCCACCCGCAUGCUGACCUCCUGCCCCAGCGGCGCUUCGGUGUCAGCAGGCAAUCUCAUGAACCCCAGCCUGGGCCAGGCUGAUGGCGUGGAAGCCGACGGCAGUCACAGCAACUCGCCCACGGCCCUGAGCACACCGGGCCGCAUGGACGAGGCCGUGUGGCGGCCCUACUGAGCACCCUAGGGACUCUCGGGUCAGUGGAAUCUGCCCCUCCAGCCCGAGGCUACAAGAAAAAAAAAAGACUUUGGCUUGGUCCCAGGGGCCAGAGCUGGCGAUGGCUCCUAGAGCUCUGUCCAGCCACAAGUUUUGAACAGAGGAAGUGGGGACCUCCCACAGGACACUGCGCCGCCCAAAUCAAUGUCCUUUCUCCCUGUGCACCCCAAACCCACCUCUGUGGUCUUCAGCCAUGCCCAGGAUUAAUUCCAGAAUCGGAGGCUACCCCAGCCCAUGAGGCAAGAGAAACUCAGGCUCAGAGAUGUCUGGACUUCCUCUCACCCUGCACCCUGGGGACCAACCCUCUCUCUGCAUCCAUACUUGUCAACUGGAAACUCCAACCCCUGAGAUGGUUUCUCGUGUGACUCGUGGAGGAGCCACGACUCACACACACAAGUGUCCCCAACUUGACUUCCCCACAACUCCAGGCAAGAAGCCCCUGAUCAGGUCUAGCUUACCUGAAAACACCAGGCCCCAGAGCAGACUCAUCUCCAGUGGCAGGUCCCUAAAAACAAGGAUGGCCUCAACACUGUCCAGCACACUCCAGCCUGAGUUGCCUACUGGCAGAAAGUCUUAAACCUUGGGGAUCUAUAGGGUGGUUAGCCCUGCUCAGUAGGUCCAGCCAAGGCUGCUCUGGGCCUGGCCUCCCAGGUCAUACUCCCACUCCCAACUUGUUUGACCCUAGAAGCAAACAACCUUGAAAAAAAAAGAAAGGUGACUCCUUCAAGCAUCUAAAACCUCUGACAGGUGGCCGUCCCUGUGUAUGAAAGCCCAACCCCUUGCUAGCGUGAUGUCAUUAGGAUCCUGCCACCUCCACACCACACAUUCCUCUCAGAGGGGGACCAGACACUCCAGGCGGCCAUAUGGAGUCUCUGGCGAGGUGUGCAGCAGCAGAGCGGUGUCCAAGCAGAGGUCAGAUGUCAGCUUAGAUCUGUGGGAGAUGGUGAGUGGGAUAGGUUAAAAAGUUGUUACCCGAGCUGGCCCACGGCUGGUUUUUUUUCAAACUCAGUGAGGCACGUACUCUGUGGCCAUUGAAAUGUCCUUUACAAGGCUCCUUAGUGAGGGUCUCUGGCAGGAGCUUGGCUUGCCCCAUUGCCUGGGCCUGACGGCCACGAAUGCACUCUAGCAGGCCAGGGGGUCCCGGGGGUCCCCACAAUCCUGAGCAAAUGCCUCUGGUUGCAGUUUCUCUUGUCCCAUUCUUACUGGAGGAAAAGAAAAUUCUAUCUCUUGGAAGUAGCUGGGAUAACCUUUUAGCUCCCUGCACCCAGAGGGGCCUUCUCACCUCUUCUCAGGAAGCAGCUAAGACCCAUUGUCCUCCUACUCGCUUCGCUACUGGUCCAUGGUGCAGACUGUCCCAAAUCACCAAGAAAGGUACUUUCAGGAUCCCAGCACCUAGCACUGUGUAAGCCAUCCCAGACAACUACCCUUCCUGAUACCCAAAAUGUGUGUGGAGAUAGAAAAGUCGCCCUGCCCCCAUCAACUCCUUUCUCAUCCCUGAUUAACAGUGAAGGCCGAGUCUGUUGUGGAUCCUACAGUAGGCUCAGGCAGCCUAGAGGGGUUUAAAAACCAGUGGUUCCUAUUUGCAAGGCUACUUUAAAGUGCUACUUGAAAAGCACUGGCUACAAAGAAAGAAAGCACAAGAACCUGAAAGGUUGAUACGAUGUUGCUCUAAGUGUGUGGGUGGGUACCGAUCCUUAAGGUAUCCUGCCUGCUGUGGGCAGGUCUUCCUGAAGUGGUCUCCAAACUGAGGGACAGGGGAGGGCCUGCUUUGCACUAUAGGCUGCUUGUGUGUUUGUUUGUUUGUUGUUUUUAGCACAACGUGCUUGUACAGACCAACUGCCCAUCUUGGGUACUAUUUAACUGUAAGAGAAAAGCUGUAUUUGUUACAAUAAUAUAACAGAUCUGUGGAGGACCG
Molecule: messenger RNA, 3267 nt
Organism: Rattus rattus (black rat)
Lineage: Eukaryota; Metazoa; Chordata; Mammalia; Rodentia; Muridae
Gene: Runx3
Product: RUNX family transcription factor 3
Exons: 6
Coding region: 42-1313 (423 amino acids)
Biological process (GO): hemopoiesis; regulation of transcription by RNA polymerase II; regulation of cell differentiation
Cellular component (GO): nucleus
Molecular function (GO): ATP binding; DNA-binding transcription factor activity, RNA polymerase II-specific; RNA polymerase II cis-regulatory region sequence-specific DNA binding
Source: RefSeq, a predicted model, not a curated record